Molecule: messenger RNA, 1779 nt
Organism: Hemiscyllium ocellatum (epaulette shark)
Lineage: Eukaryota; Metazoa; Chordata; Chondrichthyes; Orectolobiformes; Hemiscylliidae
Gene: vapb
Product: VAMP (vesicle-associated membrane protein)-associated protein B and C
Exons: 6
Coding region: 44-772 (242 amino acids)
Biological process (GO): endoplasmic reticulum membrane organization
Cellular component (GO): plasma membrane; endoplasmic reticulum membrane
Molecular function (GO): FFAT motif binding
Source: RefSeq, a predicted model, not a curated record
ACCGCCCUCCCUCUCUCCCUCUCUGUGUGUGUGUGUGUCGGCCAUGGCGCGCCCGGAGCAGCUCCUCGUCCUGGAGCCGCCCAACGAGCUCAAAUUCAGAGGUCCUUUCACAGAUGUUGUCACUACAAACCUGAAACUAAGUAAUCCCUCAGAUAAAAACAUAUGCUUUAAAGUGAAGACUACAGCCCCGCGGAGAUAUUGUGUGAGGCCUAACAGCGGAGUUAUUGAUGCAGGCACUUCAAUCAAUGUCUCUGUGAUGCUACAGCCAUUUGACUAUGACCCCAAUGAGAAAAGCAAGCACAAAUUUAUGGUUCAGUCCAUGGUUGCUCCAGCAGACUGCCAGGAUAUGGAAGCAGUAUGGAAAGAGGCAAAGCCCGAUGAUUUGAUGGAUUCCAAGCUGCGGUGCGUCUUUGAACUGCCCUCUGAGAAUGAGAAAACACAUGAGCUGGAGAUGAAUAAAGUCACUUCCACUUCACUGAAAACAGAAGCCUCCAUGAUGACAAAAUCAACCAGCUCCUCCCUGGAUGAUUCAGACUUGAGGAAAGUGAUGGACGACUGCAGGAUACUUAAAUCAGAGGUUCAGAGACUCCGUGAGGAGAACAAACAAUUAAAGGAGGAUGAUGGGCUGCGAAUGAGGAGGGUUACUCAGCCUGGGAAUCCUAUACUAUCCAAGAAUGUAAUGAUCAAAGAAGAAGGACCUGCCACUCGGAUGAUCGCUAUGGUUGUCCUGUUCUUUAUCCUGGGGACAAUUGUGGGAAAACUGGUAUUGUAGACAGAGGCAGCAUGCUGGUGGUCUGUUAGCUUGGGUUGUCUUUUUGUUUGAUCUGCCAUAUCAUGGGGUAGAAAUGAUUUCAUGAUCAAAAAUUAAAAUAAAAAAAACACUUUAAUGUACAGCAUCUCACGGGUUCUUGCCUUUCAGUUACCCCUUUGCACAAGCACCGUCAGAUAAUUGGGAGAAACCUUGUGUUAAUUAUAAAGUUGUACAGUAAGUUGCACAUGCAGAGAGUUCUCACAUCAUCGGGUGGGGGUGGGUGGGUGAGGGUCAAGAGAGAACAUUUUGAUGUGGUGAUGGCAUAUUCUAGGUGUCAUUUUAAUCAUGUAAGAUUAUGGUACCUGUCACAGGAUUACCAGUUUAUGUACACUAAAUGAAUGCUGGUGCUGUCUCUGCCACCUGGUGUGUAUAACUGGGCUGGGUGGCUGGGAAAGUGAGCUUAUCAAUCCCAUGUAAGAUUUUCAAAAGCGCCCUGUCUUUCCCAACCCCAAAAGGGAAAAGUGUUGAACAGUUUCAGUCAAUGCCGUCUUUCAGAAUGGCCGGUGUCAGGGUUAGAAAGAAGAUAGAGUAGCAAGAAAAAAACAAAUGGCUAGAUCCACUUACUCUUUAACGUAUUGUCCCAUGCUUUUAUUUGACAAAUAAUAAAGGACCUCCUGUAUUCCAUUUCACACUUAAUACAAGUAACUAAAGUCAAAGAUUGUUACCUGCUAUCUGCUCAACCCACAUUUGGGAGCUUGGUGGACUGACAAGGCCAUUGCUGCUGAGAACCACACUGUGGGAUAGUCGCCCCCACACAUGCCUUAGGCACUACAGUGAAAUUAGAUGUGUACUAUCAGCUUUGAUCAUUCAAUAUUGGACUACAGCAGUUGGGCAACUAUUUUGUAUAUAAUUAACUGUUUAUCAGAGAGAACACAAUGAAUAUUAGUACUGUAGUUAAAUAGUCUAUGCUGUAAUGACCAAUCCUGUUUGGCUAUGUAGCAUCUUAAUAAAGACCCAAAUUUAAAUGA